Messenger RNA from Puccinia graminis f. sp. tritici CRL 75-36-700-3, 1622 nucleotides. RefSeq names its product 3'(2'),5'-bisphosphate nucleotidase. Lineage: Eukaryota; Fungi; Basidiomycota; Pucciniomycetes; Pucciniales; Pucciniaceae. Gene Ontology annotation, molecular function: 3'(2'),5'-bisphosphate nucleotidase activity. Gene Ontology annotation, biological process: phosphatidylinositol phosphate biosynthetic process; sulfate assimilation. The coding region runs from base 84 to 1367 and encodes 427 amino acids. The record is from RefSeq and is a predicted model, not a curated record. The transcript has 3 exons.
ACAGAGUAGCUUCCAAACUAAGGUCAUGUCGAAUGUCGAUCAGGGGCGAGGGUACAUAUUGAAACUUUAAAUUUGGUUGAAAGAUGCCGGCAGCUUUCCAGAUUCAAAGAAUCGGAAUAUCAUCGAGUCGACUAUUUGGAUGCAGUAGGACCCUUCAUUCAAAACCGAUACCUCAACUGCUCGAUCAACGAAACUCAACCAAGGCGAUGGUGAUUCCAAUCCAAUCGGGAUAUCAAUUAGAACGGGAGGUUGCAGUCGCGGCCGUCUUACAGGCCUCCCUCGUCACCCGAAGGAUAUUUGAUAAGCUGAUUCGGCCGGGCCUGCAAACUGGGGACAACAAUCAAGCCUCGAUCACUAAAGUCGAUCGUAGUCCUGUUACCGUUGGAGACUACACUGUUCAAGCGUUGCUCAAUUUUAUACUCUCGAAGUACUUCCCAGACGACGAGAUUGUAGGAGAAGAAGAUUCAUCGGAAUUGUUGAAGACAACAGACAAGAAACACUUACAGCAGAUCAUCGACUUCACGAAUGAAGGUUUGAAGGAAGAUCGAUUGAGUAUACCAACGGAUGAAGAGAAAUGGUCGAAAUUUCGAUCUCAACCGGCGUUGACUGAAGACGAGUUGGUGAAAUUAAUUGACUUGGGCAAAAGUGCAGGGGGUAAACCGGGCGAGAAUCGACGGUUUUGGACGCUCGAUCCGAUCGAUGGCACCAAAGGAUUCCUACGCGGUGGACAAUAUGCGAUCUGUCUUGCCUUGAUCGUCGAUGGAGAAGCGGUACUCGGGGUCAUCGGAACGCCCAACCUACCACUCAAAGGUAUACCAAGUCCAACCGACACUGAACCUACUGGUGUGUUAUUCUUAGCCGAAAAGGGCUCGGGAGCUUUCCAACGAGCCUUAGGAGUGGAUGAAUAUACCGAGAUCAAAAUGAAACCGCAUGAGCGAGGGUCCCUGGGUCGAGAGGGGACGUUUUGUGAAUCGUUUGAUGCGGGUCACUCUAACCAACUCGUCACCGGUGAUAUCGCACGAAAGCUCAACAUGCUAAAUGCUCAAAGCCCAAUCAGAAUCGAUAGUCAAGCCAAGUAUUGUGUUCUCGCGAGAGGUGAUAGUGAUGUUUAUCUACGAUUUCCUACUCAAGCUGACUAUCAGGAAAAGAUUUGGGAUCAUGCUGCAGGAAGCAUCAUAAUCAGUGAAGCAGGCGGCAAGGUCGUCGACCUGGACGGGAAACCUUUGGAUUUCUCUGGUGGUCGAACACUGUCCAAUAACCAUCCAGGCUUCUUGGCUUGCCAUAAUCAAGUGCUGGUUGACGUUUUAAAGGCUGCAAAGGCAGCACACGAAAAUCAAUUGAAACAACAAAAAUUACACAAGUAUUAAUAAUUUGUGACAAUCCACUGCAUAACAUAUUCGAGGUAAAUCUUCUUAUUAGCUCAGAAAUUUGAAAAUCUGAAUAGUUUGCCCUCAGUCAGAAUUUUUGAAAUGUUUAGGUUUUGAUACUGUACACCCACACCCCCUCUAAGAAUGAUUAGAAAUCAGAUACUGUGCAAUAGCUAUGUACGGGACAGCCUUUCAUGAACUUUUCAUGUGGAUUGAUUGACAGCGGAGCCUUCUUGAGACCGUGUGGCUUGCACA